Molecule: messenger RNA, 3056 nt
Organism: Megalops cyprinoides (Indo-Pacific tarpon)
Lineage: Eukaryota; Metazoa; Chordata; Actinopteri; Elopiformes; Megalopidae
Product: probable histone deacetylase 1-B
Exons: 14
Coding region: 22-1473 (483 amino acids)
Molecular function (GO): histone deacetylase activity
Source: RefSeq, a predicted model, not a curated record
GUGACUGUAUUUGGAGGUAAAAUGGCGCUCACUACUCAAGGAACAAAGAAGAAAGUUUGCUAUUAUUAUGAUGGUGAUGUCGGCAAUUACUACUAUGGGCAGGGCCACCCCAUGAAGCCCCAUCGAAUUCGCAUGACCCACAACCUCCUCCUCAACUAUGGGCUCUAUAGGAAAAUGGAAAUAUAUCGCCCCCACAAGGCAAACGCAGAAGAGAUGACCAAAUACCACAGUGAUGACUACAUCAAAUUCCUGCGUUCCAUCCGCCCGGACAACAUGUCAGAGUACAGCAAACAGAUGCAGAGAUUUAAUGUGGGUGAAGAUUGUCCUGUGUUCGAUGGCUUAUUUGAGUUCUGCCAGCUUUCAACAGGAGGCUCUGUAGCCGGAGCUGUGAAGCUGAACAAGCAGCAGACAGACAUUGCCAUCAACUGGGCUGGAGGACUCCAUCAUGCUAAGAAGUCCGAGGCCUCGGGGUUCUGCUAUGUGAACGACAUUGUCCUGGCCAUCCUGGAACUCCUGAAAUACCACCAAAGAGUGCUGUAUAUCGACAUUGACAUCCACCACGGGGACGGAGUGGAGGAGGCUUUCUACACCACAGACCGUGUCAUGACCGUGUCCUUCCACAAGUAUGGAGAAUACUUCCCCGGCACUGGAGACCUCAGGGAUAUUGGCGCGGGGAAGGGCAAGUACUACGCUGUGAACUACCCUCUCCGGGACGGAAUAGAUGACGAAUCUUACGAAGCCAUAUUCAAACCUAUCAUGGCCAAAGUGAUGGAGAUGUACCAGCCGAGCGCUGUGGUCCUGCAGUGUGGAGCAGACUCCCUGUCAGGAGACCGGCUCGGCUGCUUCAACCUUACCAUCAAAGGACAUGCUAAAUGUGUGGAGUACAUGAAGAGCUUUAACCUGCCACUGCUGAUGCUGGGUGGGGGAGGGUACACCAUCCGUAAUGUGGCACGCUGCUGGACCUAUGAGACCGCAGUCGCCCUGGACAGCUCCAUCCCCAAUGAGCUCCCCUACAACGACUACUUCGAGUACUUUGGCCCAGACUUCAAACUGCACAUCAGCCCUUCCAACAUGACCAAUCAGAACACAAAUGACUACCUGGAGAAGAUCAAACAGCGCCUCUUUGAGAACCUGCGCAUGCUGCCCCAUGCCCCGGGCGUCCAAAUGCAGGCCAUCCCAGAGGACGCGGUGCAGGACGACAGCGGGGACGAGGAGGAGGAGGACCCAGACAAGCGCAUCUCCAUCCGCGCCCACGACAAGAGGAUAGCCUGUGAUGAGGAAUUCUCAGACUCUGAGGACGAGGGCCAGGGCGGGCGCAGGAACACGGCCAACUACAAGAAGCCCAAACGAGCAAAGACAGAGGAGGAGAAGGAUGGUGAGGAGAAGAAAGCAGAAGUAAAAGAAGAAGAGAAAGCACCUGCGGAGGAGAAAAUGGACACAAAGGGGGCAAAAGAAGAAUUGAAAACACCAUGAGCCACCUGAAUGCCCUCUGGAUACAGUUGCAUGAUUUUACAUUAGUAUCACAAUCCUCCCAACGGAAUGCUGCACCCAGGAGCAGCUCCCCAAGAUGACGCAGUUCUUUUCUAAAGCACAUUUUAACUCUCGGCCCUCUAAAAGUACUACAAUUAGUGUUUUUGCAUUGAUGAAUAUGAAUUAAACUUGUUGCAGUUACUUUUUUUUCCCCUCAUUUUUAAUUCCUUAGUCCCCUCCAUGUGUACUAUAUAUUUUUUUCCUUCCUUUAAAAUGUGGACGUUUAAAGUCACAAGAACGUUUUGUAGUAUCACAAGAACAGGUUUUAGCAAACUGCUUCAAACUCCCAGGGCUGGAGCAGAAAAUGGGUCCUGUUUGUUUUGUCUUUUUGUAAGUUGUAUUUCUUUGGAUUUCUGUUGGAUUUAAGUUAUUUAAAUCAUGGAUGUUUUGGCAUUUAUGGUCACAAUGUCUUCUUCUCUGUCUCUCCUGCUUUGAAGCUGGGGAUUCCAAACUUUCAGCUCCAUUUUUACUUUUAAAAUGUUCUUUUUAUAUUAUGGUACAUCGUCUUAGAGUUUAAUCACACCCCUGAUGUGGGACCUUGACUCACAGGGUUGAAUAAACUUCAAACUGUUUGUUUGGUUUUGACCAGAUUCAGUGGCGUUCCGUUUCAAUUUUGUAUGCAAAUACCUUGAGAAAUCUAGGACAGUGCCACCUCAUUGUAGUUUGGAGUUUGGAAGUUCAGUGGUUGUGAAAUGCCAGUUUAUAACCAAUUUGGUGAAGAAAAGAUUAAUAAAAACUCAAGAUGGUUUUGUCCUUGGUUAUGUUUGGAGUCCCUCCUUCUCUGGCAAUUAAUGAAUUCUGGCCUUCGAUUUAGAAUCCGUUUAUUUCCCCCCUUUUCACUCAUCAGGGAUAGAAAUGAGAUUAAGUAAACUGUUUCAGGGUCAGUCAGUCAGGAGUGAAUCUGUAGCAGGAGAAACCUCUCAUUCACCUGUCCCCCUUUAAAAGGACCAGCAGUGUGCCAUGCCAGGCUCUGUUUGUCUGUCUGUCUGUGUGUGCGCGUGUGUGUGCGUGUGUGUGCGUGUGUGUGUGUGUGUGUGUGUGUGUGUGUGUGUGUGCGUGCGCGCGCUAUUGGAUUCAUACAAUGUGGCAAGUGCACACUGAUCUUUUGGUGCUCUGUUGGUGAAGAUUUAAAGGGUAAAAUACACCCCGCACCUUUCUCGUACACAUUUCUCUUCCCAUUCUGAGCAUGUAACGAGGUUAAACGUCCUAAAAAGUCCCAUACUGACACCCCCCAUCCAGCCCUGUUAGAGAGUGCUGAGUGUGGAUUUAUCUCUGCUGACCCAACUGUGGAGUGUACAUGGGCGUAUCUGUUCAUGUCAAUGUAAGUAUAAAUUUUUUUAUUAGCUUCAAGAGAAAAGUUAUGUUGGCUUUGUUGUCAUUUUGUUGAGCUUUUUUUCCUUUUCCAUUUACAACUGGAGCAAGAAUAUUUCCAGGCACCAUACUGUUGGAAUUAGACCGCAACAGAGAAGCGUUCCCUAGAGAUGGCUGUCAUUUGCUCUUCUGUGACCUGGCUCAUGUGUGCUGUU